AUGUACAGACAAGUUCGAGUCGCACCGGAGGAUUGUGAUCUUCAGAGGAUUUUCUGGAGAGAAUCCCGACAUCAACCUGUUCAAAUAUAUCGCCUUACAACUGUGACGUACGGAACAGCGUGUGCUCCAUUUCUUGCCACUCGAGUGCUCAAGCAAAUGGCACUCGACAACGCUGAUGACUACCCAGACGCUUCAGAGGCUAUUAUCAACGGCUUCUAUAUGGAUGAUUUGCUCAGCGGAGCAAUGAACAUCGAGUCAGCCAUUACAUUGCAAUCAGACAUCCAUCAGAUUCUCGAUUCUGGUGGAUUUCCGCUCCGGAAGUGGGCGUCAAAUGCACCGGAGGUGCUCCAGAACAUCCCGCCUGAGCAGCAGGCGCUCACUGAGGAAGAAGUGUUGGCAGGCAACAAGUUAGUCCCACUUCUUGGGCUUCAGUGGCUUCCUGGUUUAGAUCAACUCUCCCUGGUCAUCGAGGACUUCGUAGAGGCAUCAAGUAGGAGAGAUUUGUGCGCUAGUGCGGCCAAAGUGUUCGAUCCUCUUGGUUUUAUUGCGCCAGUGACAGCCAAAUUGAGGAUGUUGACUCAAUCACUGUGGGAUGUAGACAUUGAUUGGGACGAUCCACUCCCAGAGGACAUCCGGAGGGAGUUUUUGAUUAUUCGAGCUCAGCUCAGCGAUCUAACAAAGGUAAAUGUACCACGUCUCAUGAUCAAGUCUCCUUCACAGAUAAAUCUUCAUGGAUUCGCUGACGCUUCGAGCAAAGGCUACGGAGCAGUAGUUUAUGCCGUCUGUGUAGAUGAUAACUUACCUGGCCAGGCGAUCUUCGUAGCCUCCAAGUCAAGAGUGGCUACUCGUCAGCCAGUCACAAUGGACCGGCUGCAUUUGAAUUCAGCGUGCCUUCUGUGCCACUUGAUAGAGAAGCUGACGAAGGAUUUGGGCUCUACAGAAGUGAUUGUGAAGGCCUGGACGAGUUCAGAGAUUGCGCUUCAGUGGAUCCAGCGCGAAUCCAGCGAGUACAAGACAUAUGUAGCCAACCGAUUGGAGCAAAUCCACAAAAUCAUCCCAGGAAGUGUGUGGCAAUGGACUCCGAUCGCUGACAAUCCCGCAAGUUGUCUGGCUCAAGGAUUGACUCCUAAAGAGUUAAUUCAACACCCUCUUUGGCGUCACGGGCCCAAAUGGUUGGUUCAAGGAGAAUCUCAGUGGCCGCAGAGGAAAGAGAUUCCACAUUCAGUGACAGGGGAAGAGAAACUUGUUUCUCAGACUCUAUUCACUCAACAUCCGAUUGAAUCAACUGAGUCGAUUGAGUUCUUCAAGAGAUUUUCAUCAGCCGCCAAGUUAACUCGAGUGACUGCGCAGAUGUUAAGGUGGCGAAACUUCAAGGAAAACCGUCAUGCCUUUGGAAUUGAGCUUACUGUCCAGGAAAUAGCUCAAGCAACGAUGAUCUUGGUCAAGAAAGCUCAGCGUGAGUGCUUCGCUGAAGAAAUACAUUGUCUACAGCGCAACCAGCCCAUCAAAGCAGGAAGUAAAUUGUCUAAAUUGGUGCCCUUUUUGGACGACUGUGGCGUUCUGCGAGUGAAAGGAAGAAUUCAGAAUUCAAGACUUGAAUUCGAGGCACGUCAUCCAGCGAUUCUGUCCGGCGUUCAUCCCUUCACUCUCAAGCUCAUCGAAGCAGCUCACGUGUUUCAUCUUCACGCGGGCACAGCACUCACACAAAGCAUCAUGAGAGCACAAUACUGGAUCAUUGGUGAGCGUCGAAGUGUUAAGAAAGUGAUCCAUCAAUGUAUUUCCUGCUUCCGAGCUAAACCACGUCUGGAGCAGCCGCUCAUGGGAAACCUUCCGGCUUACAGAGUGCGCCAAGCCAGAGCAUUCAUAAACACAGGGUGUGAUUUCGCCGGGCCUCUCCAAGUGCGAGUCUCCAGACUUCGUAAAGCCAUCGUGUGUAAAGCAUACAUUUGCCUAUUUGUAUGCAUGGCCACUAAAGCCGUCCAUCUGGAGGCUGUAAGUGAUCUCUCCACCGAGGCGUUUCUGGCAGCUCAGAGACGAUUCAGGUCAAGGCGCGGAAUUUGUCAAAACAUCUACUGUGACAAUGCCUCAAACUUCGUCGGAGCCGUGACGUCUGUGGAUCCAAAGGAAAAGCGCAAGCAACUUCUUCAGCAUCAGCAACGGGUGAUCAGAUUCAUGUCUGAGUCUGGGACGCAAUUUCAUUUCAUCCCAGCAUACUCGCCCACCUUCGGAGGCCUUUGGGAGCGAGGCAUUGGGAACGUGAAGUUUCACCUGAAGAGAGUGUUGGGAGACACAAUCCUGACGUUCGAGGAGUUGACGACGGUGUUGACGGAAGUGGAAGCUCUCCUGAAUUCCAGGCCCCUCUGCCCAUUGUCUUCGGAGCCUGACGAUUUGGAUCCUCUCACGCCAGCGCAUUUCCUGGGCUCUUACGGGCCACCAAUUGAGGUGCCUCCACUCGAUACGCUGCCAGAAAAGCUCAAUCAUCUCACUCGUUGGAGAUUUCUUCAGCGUCUGUCCCAGGAAUUUGGGCGAAGGUGGCAAGCAGAGUACAUCACCACCUUGCAGCAGCGGCCAAAGUGGAGUAAGACGACGGAGAAUUUGGCCAUUGGAGAUCUUGUCCUGAUCAAGAUAGACAAUCUGAGGAGCUUCGUUUGGUCUAUGGGACGUGUCACGGAGAUUCAUCCAGGAUCCGAUGGAGUUGUGCGAGUAGUAACCGUUCGUACUUCAUCUGGACUCACCAAACGGGCAGUCAACAAAUUGGCCAAACUGCCUCUUCAAGAUGAGUUGAAAGGAGACUCUCAACCGGAGGAAAAUGUGGAGACUGGAAGAGAGCCGCCGUUUAGCUCUGCGGCUCACAUGCCGCGCUGA
Molecule: messenger RNA, 2865 nt
Organism: Phlebotomus argentipes
Lineage: Eukaryota; Metazoa; Arthropoda; Insecta; Diptera; Psychodidae
Exons: 1
Coding region: 1-2865 (954 amino acids)
Biological process (GO): DNA integration
Molecular function (GO): nucleic acid binding
Source: RefSeq, a predicted model, not a curated record